GGAAACUGACCGCGGGAGCCGUAGCUGGAGAGCCUCGGCUCAUGGAGGAGGGAACCUGGCUGCGCCGCGCUGCAGGCAACAAAACCAAAGAAAGCAACAUCUGAUCCUUCAUUUCUACUCCCGUUUGGGAUUUUAUUUGCAUCAUCUUUGAGCCUAUUGAUUUAAAAAAAAAAAAAAAAAAAGGCAAACCAAACCCACACAAAACAUGUUGUGCGGAAGGACUUCCACUCCCUGACUGUGCUAUUAAUGUUAAUAAUCAGGAAAAGCCUUUGGGGGCUACAUGAUCUCUCGUCUGAAGCUUGCUGCUGCUGCUAAGGGUUUUGGUGCAGGGAAACAAAACUGCCUUUUCCGCCCGCUGAUUUCCUAACAUCUGCAUGUUUCUGCUGCCGCACUCCGUCUCACACCCUCUUCCCAUGGACUGAUUUUUUUGUUAUUGAGGGGUGGAAGGACAAGAAACCAGGGCAUUUCUUUGGGAGAAACAAAAUUGCAUUUAUUUGUUGCAUUCUGGUGGAUCUGUUCUGAGGUUAAUAUUUUUGGAAAGGAAAAACAUGACGUCGCCAGCUAAAUUCAAAAAGGAUAAGGAGAUCAUAGCUGAAUAUGACACUCAGGUCAAAGAGAUUCGCACCCAACUCAUUGAGCAGCUGAAAUGCCUCGACCAACAGUGCGAGCUUCGGGUCCAGCUACUUCAGGACUUGCAGGAUUUCUUCCGCAAGAAGGCAGAGAUCGAGAUGGAUUACUCAAGGAACUUGGAGAAGUUGGCUGAGAGAUUCCUGGCUAAAACAAGGAGCACCAAAGACCAGCAAUUCAAGAAGGAUCAGAAUGUCCUGUCUCCAGUCAACUGUUGGAAUCUCCUCUUAAACCAGGUGAAGCGAGAGAGCAGGGACCACACGACUCUGAGUGACAUCUACCUAAACAAUAUCAUCCCUCGGUUUGUCCAAGUCAGCGAAGACUCUGGGCGACUCUUCAAGAAGAGUAAAGAAGUCGGAUUGCAGCUCCAGGAAGACUUGAUGAAGGUCCUGAAUGAGCUAUACACGGUGAUGAAGACUUACCACAUGUACAAUGCGGACAGCAUCAGUGCUCAGAGCAAGCUGAAAGAGGCAGAAAAACAGGAAGAGAAACAGAUUGGGAAGUCGGUGAAGCAAGAGGACAAACAGACCCCACGCUCCCCUGACUCAACUUCCAACGUUAGGUUUGAAGAGAAACAUGUCCGACGGAGCUCAGUCAAGAAAAUAGAGAAAAUGAAGGAGAAGCGCCAAGCAAAAUAUACUGAAAAUAAACUGAAGGCCAUUAAGGCAAGAAAUGAGUAUCUGUUGGCUCUGGAAGCCACCAAUGCAUCUGUGUUCAAGUAUUACAUCCACGACCUGUCUGAUCUCAUUGAUCAGUGCUGUGAUCUGGGAUACCAUGCCAGCCUCAACAGAGCUCUCAGGACGUUCCUGUCUGCAGAGCUGAACCUGGAACAGUCCAAGCACGAGGGCCUGGAUGCCAUUGAGAAUGCAGUGGAGAACUUGGAUGCCAACAGUGACAAGCAGCGCCUCAUGGAGAUGUACAACAAUGUCUUCUGCCCGCCCAUGAAGUUUGAGUUUCAGCCCCACAUGGGUGACAUGGUGUCACAACUGUGUGCCCAGCAGCCUGUCCAGAGUGAGUUGGUGCAGAGAUGCCAGCAGCUGCAGUCUAGAUUAUCUACGCUCAAGAUUGAAAACGAAGAGGUUAAGAAAACUAUGGAAGCCACACUGCAGACUAUCCAAGACAUAGUCACAAUUGAGGACUUUGAUGUCUCUGACUGCUUCCAGUACAGCAACUCCAUGGAAUCCGUCAAAUCCACAGUCUCUGAAACUUUCAUGAGCAAGCCAAGCAUUGCCAAGAGACGGGCCAAUCAGCAGGAGACGGAGCAGUUCUACUUCACGAAAAUGAAGGAGUACCUGGAAGGCAGGAACCUGAUCACUAAGCUCCAGGCCAAGCAUGACCUUCUUCAGAAGACACUGGGAGAAAGUCAAAGGACUGAUUGCUCCCUUGCCAGUGGCAGACGCAGCUCUACUAUAAGGAAGCAGGACUCCAGCCAAGCCAUUCCCCUUGUGGUGGAGAGCUGCAUACGAUUCAUUAGCAGACAUGGACUGCAGCAUGAAGGCAUAUUCAGAGUGUCUGGAUCGCAGGUUGAGGUGAAUGAUAUCAAAAACGCAUUUGAGAGAGGGGAGGAUCCACUGGCUGGAGACCAAAAUGACCAUGAUAUGGACUCAAUAGCGGGAGUUCUGAAACUCUAUUUCCGAGGGCUGGAGCACCCUCUAUUUCCGAAGGAAAUCUUUCAUGAUCUGAUUGCCUGUGUCACAAUGGAUAACUUACAAGAAAGAGCACUACACAUCCGGAAGGUCCUUCUGAGCUUGCCUAAAACCACUCUGAUUGUAAUGAGAUACCUCUUUGCAUUCCUCAGUCAUUUAUCUCAGUUCAGUGAAGAGAACAUGAUGGAUCCCUACAACUUGGCCAUCUGCUUCGGGCCCACGCUGAUGUCUGUGCCUGAAGGCCACGAUCAGGUCUCCUGCCAGGCUCAUGUCAAUGAGCUGAUCAAAACCAUCAUCAUCCAACAUGAGAACAUCUUCCCAGGACCAAGAGAACUGGAAGGCCCAGUCUACAGCAGGGGUGGAAACACUGAGGAUUACUGUGAAAGUCCUCAUGGAGAAACAGCCUCAGCAGAAGAUUCAGUUCAAGAUAUAGCAGCCGAGCAUCAUACCAGUGACGAUGAGUGUGAGCCGAUAGAAGCAAUAGCAAAGUUUGACUACAUUGGCCGAACUGCACGAGAGCUGUCCUUUAAAAAAGGGGCUUCUCUCCUCCUGUAUCAGCGGGCCUCAGAUGAUUGGUGGGAGGGACGGCACAAUGGCGUCGACGGUCUUAUCCCUCAUCAGUACAUUGUUGUUCAAGACACUGAGGAUGGUUCCUCUGAAAGAUCCAGCCCCAAGUCCGAAAUAGAAAUCAAUUCUGAGCCACCAGAAGAAAAAGUGACAGCCAGAGCCGGUGCCAAUUGUCCAAGUGGGGGUCACGUCGCUGAUAUUUAUCUUGCAAACAUCAACAAGCAAAGAAAGAGACCAGAGUCAGGCAGCAUCAGAAGAGCGUUCCGUCAAAGCGACAGCCACGGACUGGCUAGUUCACUGGUAGAACCAGCCUCCCCAGGAGCCACAGCUAGCGCUAGACCCUCAUCUCAGCCCAUUAUGAGCCAGAGUCUCCCCAAGGAGGUACCAGAUAAAUGCUCCAUCAGCGGCCACGGCAGCCUCAAUUCUAUCAGCCGGCACUCAUCUCUGAAGAACAGGAUAGACAGCCCACAGAUCCGUAAAACUGUGACUGCAGGCAGGUCAAAGAGUUUCAAUAACCAUCGGCCCAUGGAUCCUGAGGUCAUUGCGCAGGACAUUGAAGCUACCAUGAACACUGCUCUGAAUGAACUGCGGGAGUUGGAAAGGCAAAGCAGCGUAAAGCACACACCAGAUGUUGUCCUCGACACCCUGGAGCCUUUGAAAACCUCCCCUGUUGUGGCACCCACCUCAGAACCUUCCAGCCCUCUGCAUACCCAGAUUCUUAAGGACUCCGAACCAGCAUUCCAGCGGAGCGCCAGCACUGCUGGUGACAUCCCAUGCGCCUUCAGGCCAGUGAAGUCAGUCAAAAUGGCUGCCCAGGUUAAACCUCCAGCAACAAGGCCGAAGCCUGCAGUUUUCCCCAAAACAAAUGCCACAAGCCCUGGUGUUGCUUCUUCCGCAUCUCAACAGCCUACUGACAAGUCCUGUACUGUCUGA
Terrapene triunguis (Three-toed box turtle) is the source of this 3773-nucleotide messenger RNA. RefSeq names its product SLIT-ROBO Rho GTPase-activating protein 2. Bases 549 to 3773 code for a protein of 1074 amino acids. The record is from RefSeq and is a predicted model, not a curated record. Gene Ontology annotation, cellular component: cytoplasm. Lineage: Eukaryota; Metazoa; Chordata; Testudines; Emydidae. Gene Ontology annotation, molecular function: protein binding. Gene Ontology annotation, biological process: signal transduction; negative regulation of cell migration. The transcript is spliced from 23 exons.